Messenger RNA from Diaporthe amygdali, 1305 nucleotides. RefSeq lists its product as uncharacterized. The coding region runs from base 1 to 1305 and encodes 434 amino acids. NCBI's taxonomy places the organism in Eukaryota, Fungi, Ascomycota, Sordariomycetes, Diaporthales, Diaporthaceae. The record is from RefSeq and is a predicted model, not a curated record. The transcript has a single exon. Gene Ontology annotation, molecular function: protein binding.
AUGACCGAGAUGACUCGCCUUGCUCGGCUCAGGCCAGGCAACGUAGGCAGCCUGGGUCUCCUGCCAAUCGAGAUCUGCAACAAGGUCUACGCCUUCCUCCUCGCCGACUUUGAUCCAUGCCCACCGGCAGUCAGUUUCGCAAAAGUCGCGCUUGAUGACGUUCUGGAACAGCCUCUUCGCUCCACGCACUCGAUCGAGACCGCAAUCCUGCGGACCAGCAAAGACGGCCACCGUGAAGCCUAUGAUCUAAUGGUCAAGAUGAACCACUUCGUCCACGUCAGGUCUGUGGGUACGCCUAUGCGCCUGCUGCUGGCAACCACGUCAACCCCCAUCGUGACCGGAGACGCGAAGCGCGCCGGGCGCUUCAACGGCUAUGUCCUCGACGUCCGCAUUACAUCCUCCUCGCAAGGGCAACUCUUGCCGCCGCCGGGUGGGUGCGAUCCGUUCGAAGCCAUGAUGCUGGCUAGGGAUCUAGACAAGCUUUGCGAAGGCCUUGAGGACGGCGGCUGCGAGAUGUUCAAUACCGAAUUCAGCAAGGUAUUGGUUAUGAUACUGAUCGUUGGCCCUGUUGUCCUCUCCAGUCAUCAGCGUACGGAAUACAAAGAUUUCGACUUGUUGGCCCAGCAUUUCAGCGAAAAGACUCAACAAGAACUACUGCAGCCUUUCGGUGAAACUUUACGCGAAGUUCACAGUGUCCAGGUGUCUGGUCGCGUCUCGGACAACAUUGCCAGGUCGACCUCGGAGAAAAUCGCCUCGAUCAAGUACAGCAGUCCCCAGGAGGUUCUGGAUCGCCAGGCUGCUAGAAAGGAGGCUGGUACGCAGUAUUUUAAGAAGCACGAUUUUGUUCUUAGCGGCAAGGCAUGGACGAAGGCUAUCGCUGACAUAGACACGCUGCGCAAAGGCAAUCAAUGGUCUAGACUCGUACACGAGGGAGGCCAACAAUUUAUCGAUCAAUUAGCGGAUCUGUACUUCCGCCUCCACCUCAACCUCGCCCAUCAAUGCAUGUCCAUCUUUAUCACGCUGCCCACUGAAGCCUCCGCUAUAGCAAACAUUUUCUUGACUGCAACGACUCGCUCCUUGGAGACAGGGUACUGGAAGGAAGGAUUUACCUGGCGGCCGUCGGACGAGCUCCGCGCAAAACUGCAUUUCAGGAUGGCACGCGUCUUCAGGCUGCAAGGCGAUCGCAAUUUUGCCCAGCGAGCCAUGCACGAAAUUGAUGAGGCUUUACUGCUCCGUCCUGGCGACCCGGCCAUCUUGAAGGAGCGUCAUGACUUGCAGGCGUGGAUAUCCCAAGCACCUGCAUAG